Molecule: messenger RNA, 2157 nt
Organism: Chelonus insularis
Lineage: Eukaryota; Metazoa; Arthropoda; Insecta; Hymenoptera; Braconidae
Gene: Msx
Exons: 3
Coding region: 362-1909 (515 amino acids)
Biological process (GO): embryonic morphogenesis; regulation of transcription by RNA polymerase II
Cellular component (GO): nucleus
Molecular function (GO): RNA polymerase II transcription regulatory region sequence-specific DNA binding; DNA-binding transcription factor activity, RNA polymerase II-specific
Source: RefSeq, a predicted model, not a curated record
GAGGCGGCCACCACGCGACAAACAUCUUUCAGCAUAUUUGUUAAAUAACGCUGUACUGUUUAGUGAGUGCUAACACUUUUCCAGCAUUUCGAGGCUUCGUGUGUUAUUGUGGUGGAUUAUUGAGUGAUUGAGAUCAUCUGCGACAAUGCCGGACUUGUUGCUGAUUUUUCAAUUGACAUACGAGAGAUAGAAAAAGUGUUGCAAAGAGUUUAUUUUAGUUUGUUUAUGAGACAUCUGAUUGAUAUGUCUGUUGUCAAAUUGAGAAUGAAAUAGUUGAAAUUUGGAGUAACGUGCGAAUGCCGCCGGGUCAAGUGUAUGCGAAGGUGAGAGGAGUGGAUAAUUGCAGCAAUCUGCAACCGGUAUGAGUAACAUCGAAGGGCUUUCGAUGCAAGGAGCCAGCACGAAUGCGGCUGCCGGUGGUGUUAGCUUGUCUGAAGACGUUGAUAUGGCAAGUCCUACAUCAGCUGCGUCUAAUCCAAAACCUCGUAGUGGUAAAAUAAGUUUUAGUGUUGAUGCCUUGCUAAGUGGAACGAAAAAAUCACCAGUUAAUAAUUCGACCAGUAGAAGAGGAACAAGUAGUAUAGAAAAUGGUGAUGAUUUGGCAAGUAGUGAUGCGUCGGAAAAGAGUUUGGAGAUGCAGGAUGAAGCUCGUAGAUAUAGAGACUUUCUUAUCAUGGAACAGGAGCGGCAAAGAAGUUUGCAUAAUCGUGAACUUUUAGCCAGGUUGAGUCCAUUAACUGCAAAUAGCUUGACCAGUUUUGCUAAUCUCCAACAGCAGCAUCUUUCUCAUCAUCACCAUCAUCACCAUAGUGGGCGUUGUAAUCCAUCAAGCUCCGAUUCUGGAAGAUCUAGCGAGCAUCGACAAGACACAAUCACUGUGAAGGAUUUCUCAAGAACGUCACGAAUAAAUGAGAAAUCUUCAUCACCCGUCGGUUUGACGGAUGAACGAUUGAGUGGCAAUGGAAACAGUUCACCUAAGCAACUUCUUCACCGGCGAACUGAAGAUGAAGAACUCGACGACGACGACUUAGACGACGAAAGACUGGCAAACCAUUCUGUAUCACCAACACGAUUAGAGUUGGAUAAUGAGCGAAGUGACUCCGAAGCACCGAGAUCUCUCGAAGGCGACGGCAGCUGUGAAAGGCUGAUGGACGUCGGCAGUGGUUCCAGGUCGGAAGAUCUAAAUGUUAUGGAUUCGGAUGGUGAAAUAGAGCAUGAUGCCGACGGUGGAAGUAAACGAGAUAAAGAAAAAUCAACUCCAGUGAUACCUCAACCAAUUCAUCCUGGUGGACAAAGACCUCCAGGACCCUACUUAGGAACUCCAGGAACAGCAUCCGGAUGGUCUCCCGCGGGAUUUCCGCAUUCUCUUGCCAGUUUCGCGUGGCUACCCCCACCUCCACAUCCGCAUAAUCCGCAUGGACAUCUGUACACGCCCCAGGGUGGACCUACUAGUCCAAACGGAGAUUUACGAUUACCUGGACCUGGUCCUGGACCAGUCAGAUGUACUUUGAGGAAGCAUAAACCAAACCGAAAACCAAGAACUCCUUUUACCACUCAGCAAUUAUUGUCUCUUGAAAAAAAGUUUCGAGAGAAACAAUAUCUUACGAUAGCAGAGAGAGCUGAAUUUUCAUCAUCACUUCAUCUAACAGAAACACAGGUCAAGAUCUGGUUCCAAAAUCGUCGUGCUAAAGCGAAACGACUGCAAGAGGCGGAGAUUGAGAAGCUCAGGUUAUCAGCAAGACCACUAUUGCAUCCAAGUUUCAGCACUGGUCUCAUGUUCUCAGCUGGGGUUGGUCCACCUGGUGCUCCCGGUGGAGUUCCACCCUUUAUAGCAGCAGCUAUGGCUAGACAUAGUCAUGCUGCUGCCACUGCUGCUAUGUUUAUGGGUCCUCCUGGACACCGGCCUUGAACUCUUUCUGCUUGUGUGAGUGGAUGGAAGAAGUUCUUUUCUUUGAUAACUCUUGAUCAUCUGGAAGGUAAAUUAUUGACUUUUAUCAAAAAUACAAGAAGCAGACAUGUUUCAGUGAGUUUGUUCAAAACACUUGCAUCCUAUGGUUUCAAUAAUAUUGAGUAUUUUGUAAGAUUAAAUUGUUAAAAUGUUUUUUAUUUUUUUUUUAAGUGGUUUAUAAUAUUUUUCUAUCUAGAAUUGAACUAGAA